Striga asiatica is the source of this 1251-nucleotide messenger RNA. Lineage: Eukaryota; Viridiplantae; Streptophyta; Magnoliopsida; Lamiales; Orobanchaceae. The record is from the annotation of a GenBank genome assembly.
CUUUCUUCUUGAUUAGUCGCGAAAAAGGAAGUGUCCCUAUACCUUCGCCACGUGGCUUCAUAUCCAUCGUCAAUUUACAUCACUCCUCGAAGUUUACAUCGAAUCUCGAAAGUCGAAACCAUUGCCCUGACGUUAAAAUAAAGAUUUAAGCUCACACUAUACUUACUGUGUGCAUACUUGAAGCAAUCAAGAUUGAAGACUUAAAACCAGAAUUUUCUCAUUUUUCGACGAUUUUCUCGAAAACGAGCUAUGGCGUCGUCUCAGGUUGAGGUGGACGACAGUUGUUGCGAAUUGAAGUAUCUGGGCUUCGUUAAGGUCCUGGCGAUCAACGCCGUCGUAUUCGUGUCGAAUCUCUACGACUCCGCCAAGCAGAAUUCCGGUUCGUACAAAUCCGCCUUCGAGAGGGCUGAGGGCGCCGUCACGGCCGUCGUGAGCCCUGUCUACAGCAGAGUGAAAGGGGUUCCCGGUGGUAUUCUUGCUUUCAUCGACAAGAAGGUAGACGAGGCAACAAACAAAUUCAACGAGUGCGCCCCAACAUUCGCCAAGAAUCUCGUUUCAAAAGCCCAAUCCAUAUUCAGGAAAGCUUCCGAACUAGCCAGUGAGCUAACGGCGGAAGCCCAAGUGAAGGGCCCACUUGCAGCCAUUUCCCAUGCCGGCACAAUCUCAAAACAGGUGGCAGUUAACCUGCUUGUGGUGGUUUGGUACAAGGCCAACAAGCACCCGAUCUUGCACGGCUUGUUUGAAAUGGCUAUUCCAACGGCCGCUCACUGGUCGGAAAAGUACAACAAUCUGGUCAAGAACCUGAGCACAAAAGGGUUUACUUUUAUGGGCUUUGUUCCUUUGGUCCCUGUCGAGGAAAUAUCAAUGGCGUAUAAACAGGUGGAGGCAGCUGAGGGCAAGAGUGAAUCGGACAAGGAAUAGGUUUGGAUUUGGGUUUUUGUUUAAUGAAAGAUGUUUGAUUUGGAAGCUCAAGGGUUUGUGUAGAUUGAUUUGGAAAUUUGUGUGGGCAAAUGGAUGAUUAAAUUGUGUGUGAUGUUGAAUAUGUGUUUGCUCAAGUCUGCAAUGGAAAAAUGGGUUUUCAUCAUUGUGAGUGUAGAUUUGUGAUUUGAGCUGUUCUUAUGCUUUCCUUGAUUCUCUUGUGGCUGCAAAUUUGUCAAAUUUUUUGUUGGUCUGCAGAUUUGUACGGUUAAGUGGUCCUUUCUUGAAAGCAUCAAGAAAUGAAUUAAAUUAUUUUUGGGAGACUUAGUUGAU